This is a messenger RNA of Scedosporium apiospermum, 4635 nucleotides long. RefSeq lists its product as uncharacterized. Gene Ontology annotation, molecular function: nickel cation transmembrane transporter activity; magnesium ion transmembrane transporter activity; cobalt ion transmembrane transporter activity. Bases 1 to 4635 code for a protein of 1544 amino acids. Lineage: Eukaryota; Fungi; Ascomycota; Sordariomycetes; Microascales; Microascaceae. The record is from RefSeq and is a predicted model, not a curated record. The transcript has 11 exons.
AUGCAAGCUGAACCCCGAGCCGCAACGAAACAAGUCGACUCUGGACAAGGCUCCGCGUCACAGAGUGAUAUCGCGGCCGGCGUCCCGGCGUUUGAAUCGCUUCUUUCCGUUUUCAAAUGGAACGACAGAGAAAAGAAGAAGGUGAAAGUGGUAGAUAACCAUACCGACAAAAAGCCCUCGUCCGCGCCGCUGAGCGGAAGACGGAAUGUAAAGAUUCGCCAUAAUAGUCCUACUAGCACCCGAAUUGGACAACAAGACAAAGCGGCAACAAAAGCCACGAAAACGACAGAUUCCGCGGAAGCUGUGAACGCCCGGCGGCAUUCUACCAACGUUGAAGCAUACGAGAACGGUAGGAGCCAGCUAAACCAGGGCAGUACAGCCGGUAGUAGCAGUAAAGCGGCAGCUAGCCCGCAGACUACUGAGGCCGGGAAGUUGAAGGUAGAUCCUAACAACGCUGGCUCCUCCUCUCGGGCCCAAGAGCAGGCUCAACAGCCGGAUCCGCUCACAGAACGCUUACCGAACCAAGGUGAGACUGAACAAUCCAAGCGAAGGCAGUCGCAACAGCAGAACAACCACAACCCUAAGGAACUCUGGCUUCAGGCGGACGAAUUCGAGAAAAUUUCAGCUCUCAUGGCGCUUCUCCGACUAUACGACACCCCGCGGGAACGCCGCGUGGAUAUCCAAGUUAGCAACAUCGCCUUCCCCAGGCCAAUAGAGCGCAAAUACAAGGACUUUUCUCAUCAACUUUGCGUUGACAUGUCGAAGGAUGAGUCCCUUUUUGUAGAUGCUUUCGGUGCGUCGAUGCCUAUUUUCUGGACCCGUGCUCUGGGAAAACCGUUGGAUGAACUAAAUGGACAGCCGGAACGUUACAUCUGCUUCUCUGGGCUUCGGAAUAAGGAUAACAUGGAUAAACUCCGCGCUAUCCUCAACAUGAAGACUUAUAAGAAAUACUACAAAGGCGUAUUUAAGCUAUGCUACAAGACGGACAAGCUGGUAGGAACGGCCUCCUCGAGGCGCGUUCAUGUACCGGCAAGCUCAACACCACUUCAGACUUUGUGCGGAUCCUUGGUGGAGGACGGCGAUGGCAAGAAGGUUCAGGUCUACACUGUCGGCGGUCUCGUCAUACUUAAUGGUCAAUAUUAUGCUAUAACUGCUAGCCACAAGGCACAAGACGAUGAAGGCAGCGAAGACGACAAGGCUGAGGAGACGGCAAGCCUCGAGGGCAUCCUGAGGAGAAUAUUGGAAAACGAUGAAAUGGAUGAUGACGUUGAGCCGGGACUCGAACUUCCGGCUUCGCCAGAGGAAGUUGCGGUUGGGCCAGUUGAGGAGUUGUUACACGCCGAGCGUAACUCCUCCACACGAUACAUCGAGCGAAACGACAUGUUUGUUGACCGGGAGUCGGAUGUAACCGGAACUCACUGGUCACUCAUGAGAUUAAAGAGCUUAGAUGAUGCUCUUCCCAACUUCGUGCCUUUCACCGACAGUUUAUGGCAGACAGGAGCGGAUAUCAGCGAAAUUCCCCGUGUGAAAUACAUACACACGAUUGCAACAGAUCCCAGUCCUCAGGAGGUUAUCGUUAUUUCCGGGUCUGGUGGCCUUAUACGAGCCACGAUGUCAACCAACACGGGCAAUUUGUUCCUUUCUGGGCAGGCUGUUGAAGUUUGGUGUCUGACAUUUUCUCGGGUGGAUGGCCCCGGUCUUAGGCAAGGAGAUUCUGGGUCGUGGGUUGUGGAUCCGAAUGAGGGCUCAGUUUUCGGGCACAUCGUUGCAGUGGCCGAUGAGACGGCAUUCGUUCUCCCUUUCACAACCGUCUUAGACGAGGCUCGGCGACGAUUAAAAGUCGGAAGCAUUACUCUACCGAGCAUCUUUCGAUCCGUGGCCGACUUAUCAUGUCGGCUAGCAUCUAAACGAAUGGGAUCGCCUUGGAUCGGAGAGUCGCAAGAGGAGGAAAAGGCUAGGGCAUUGGCUACCGAGGCCGUUUCUCGACAGGUGCUUGAGCAGACCCGUGGGCAUCCUGGUGUCAAUAUCCUCCGCGAACACGUCGCAUCUAUACGAAGGAUCGACGGGGGAAUGGACAUCCUCAUAUCAAUGAUCAUGGAAUACGGGUCGGAUCUAUUUUCCCAGUCAGUGUCAGGGCUUCGGGAGAGAGCGCGAUCAGGCGUCUUUGGGCCGCCCUCCGAGAGCCUCUCAGUCCUAAGACAUUUAUACGGUUCCGCUCGCACGCGAACCGCAUCUCCGGCCCCGCCUAAAUAUAGUACGGCUACGUCUUCUCCGAAAUCUCUUGAAGAGCAGGAACUGAGGAGAGUCUUGACGAUUCGGCAACUUAUCGACUUGAUUCCCGGAAAUUCGUCCAUUGAGUUGGAAGAAGCGAUGGAAUCGUGGAGGAAGGGCAUGAAGGAAUCGCCGUUCCGACGCCGCCAUGCGUCUGACUUACCUUCGGGACCUACUGCCAAGCCUGUUUCAUUCCAUCGGCCGAAACUACCGCAUGAGUUAGGCUCCGAAUUGGGCGGAGAUGCCGACGCCGAUCCCGACGACGAUAUUAGAGCCGCCAAUGUUGAUGCACCUAGCUACAACCCCGAAGAAGAUAUCCAAGCUGUCAUAUUUGAUAGCAGACAGGUCCCCGAAAUUGAUCGAGUACCCGUUGAGAGACUCCUCGAUGGUGGCUACCUCGAACGAGAUAACCCUAGAGGAGCCGCGGGCUUCCGUCUUAUAUGCCUACCCGCAAACAACAUGGACUGGAUUGAACGACUCUUCCCACAUUUGACAGACGAAAUAUCCCCUACUAUUCUUAGCGAAUGGCUUUGGAGGGGCCGAAUUGAGGGCGAGGCACUAUCACGCAGCAUCAAACCAUUUUGCGCAGUCUCGAGCGCAGAACUUCCGGACGGCGAUGAGGACGGCCCGCUUCCUGACCUCGCUCUUGCUUUUCCGUACAUGUCCUGGGAGCCCUUUGAGGAGGCCAAACGAGAAAUGAGGCUGAAAGUCGAGGUAGACAUGAAACACCAGCGACUGUGUGCUGCUCGGCGGGAGGAGGAGCGACAACGUUUGAGGCAAGAACGUUUCGGGAGUCGUGGAGACCGUGUGGGUCAUGGAGAUCGUAUGGGGCCUCAUGAAGAGCCUUCUCGCGAGCGAAUAUGGUCGGUGGAAGGCCUCAAAAAAGAGCACCCGUCAGCGACAUGGUCCGGGGCGCUGAGAAGGGUUUUCCUGAGUGCUGCCCGUCUUGCCCUUGACAUAUCGUCUUUUCCACAGAAAGUACUGAUAGAGAAGUAUCUACAUUACGAAGAAUCCCUCCAUCCUAGACGCUCGCUAGAGGAAGCCUACCACGGCACUCCCUUUCACUCUUCUAGUCCCCGAAUGCCACAUGGUGUUCAAAUCCGUUCAGCAGCUGCAGCUAACGCCCUACCACCCGAAUGUCGGGCCUGUGAGCCAUACGCCAGAGGUGCUAUCCUCGUCAACCAACUUUGGCUGUGGAUACUGGGCGGUCACACCGUGGUUGCUUGCUUCCCCCAGUCGCCCGGCUUUCUCGGUUCAGAAGAACAGCCUUCUAUCUUCAGAGAAGUAGAAAGGAGGCUGUUGAGGGAAAAUGUCGCCUCUGCUAUCGAUGCAGCCCUGGUCGUUGUCGAGGAAUGCGGCAACUUCAACCCAAAGGGUCACAAACUAACAGUGAAUGCUAAGCAAGCCUUUCAGAAUGAAGUCCAUCGUUUGGAAGAGCAAUGGGCCCGACUGGAACAAGCUGCGCCUUUGCCACCUGCCCAUUUCCGGUCAUAUGUGCCGAGGGAUUGGCCCCAGGUUUUUGCACAUCUAGAAACGCAGGUGGCUUCUUUGCAGUCCGAAAUUGCUCGAGCCUUGUCGGUCUGGCGACAGCACAAGGUUGUCAUGGGAGACUUCAUAGACGAGCUGAGCCGUUACCCGGAGCGACAUGGAGCUUCUUCGCCUCACGACAUCUCGGGACAAUCCGAACAGAGCGGGUCUGAAUGGAGCCUCGAUUCCUUGCAGGGGCAAAGCCCGCAAGCAUUUGCCUAUGGAUCAAGGUUUGAGCUCUCUCGCCGAGACGAUGCCGAGGGUGAGCGUAUUUUCGAGGCUCUUUCGCAGGACUGCCUGGCUUUACUGAGAAAGAUUCAACGUCGGCGAGAUCUCGAACUUUCCGAAGCGAGGAUGCGGGUGUCGAACCGCCUGGCUGCGAGACAAAUCCAGCUGCAAUCCACUCUUGCCUUCUUGUCUGCGCUAUUGCUACCCUUUCUGAUUAUAGACGGCGGCUAUAUCACCUAUGCUGUUGCUGGUGGAGUAGCCUUGAUCGCUACUGCCUGCCUCCUAUACGGCCUCCCUUCCGUUUAUGCUAGCCCAUCCCGUCGUGUGAGCGGAUUCCUGGAGGACCACAUGGAAUCUCUUUGGAGAGGAGAGCAGAUAGUCACAGAUCGAGUGGUGGAACGGGCGACCAGGCAACCAUCUCGGGCCCCAAAGUCUUCAUCUAAGCUCCCCCAUCACCCAGAAAUCGACAAAAGGACAAAGUCAAGCCUAGAUCUAGAUGAAAUACGAAUCUACAGCACUGCGGGGCCACUACCAGAGGAGUAUCAUGGAAGUUGGCUGAGAAGGCGUGAGCGUCGUGUGCGUGAUGUGGAAAAGGGGGGAAAGGUGUAA